GUAUGAGGGUGCUGGUAGAUGCUCGGGAGAAGCUGCAUAUUCCGUGGGGAGAUAACUCAAACCAAGUCAAUGGAGACAAGAUGAUGGCAUUUGAUACGCGGUCCUCCAUGGCGGCCCAGGGAAUGGUGGAAACGCGAGUGUUUUUACAGUAUCUCCCUGUUAUACGAGCGUUAUGGGCGGACAGCGGCAUACAGAAUGCCUAUGACCGGCGUCGAGAAUUUCAACUGGGUGAAUCUGUAAAAUAUUUCCUGGAUAACUUGGAUAAACUUGGAGAAGCAGAUUACAUCCCAUCACAGCAAGAUAUUCUGCUGGCCAGGAGACCCACCAAAGGCAUUCAUGAGUACGACUUUGAAAUUAAAAAUGUUCCUUUCAAGAUGGUCGACGUAGGGGGUCAGAGGUCAGAAAGAAAGCGUUGGUUUGAGUGCUUUGACAGCGUGACAUCCAUACUUUUCCUUGUUUCCUCAAGUGAAUUCGACCAGGUGCUUAUGGAAGACCGACUGACCAACCGCCUGACGGAGUCUCUGAACAUUUUCGAAACGAUCGUCAAUAACCGGGUUUUCAGCAACGUGUCCAUAAUCCUCUUCUUAAACAAGACAGACUUGCUUGAGGAGAAAGUGCAGAUUGUGAGCAUCAAAGACUAUUUCUUAGAAUUUGAAGGGGAUCCCCACUGCUUAAGAGACGUCCAAAAAUUCCUGGUGGAAUGCUUCCGGAACAAGCGGCGGGACCAGCAGCAGAAGCCCUUGUACCACCACUUCACCACCGCCAUCAACACGGAGAACAUCCGCCUGGUCUUCCGCGACGUCAAGGAUACGAUUCUUCACGACAACCUCAAGCAGCUCAUGCUCCAGUGACGCACGGAAGACUGGCCGCCUUCACGCCCUCUGACCUGAUUGUCCUCUGUGUGUUUUGUUUUUUUAACAUAGCAGUUUACAGCAGGAAUUAGAAAAGUCUUGAUUCUAAGUUUAACUUCUUGGAAGCCUUAGUCGUCCUCCCUGUGGACCUCGGUGUGUGGCGGAAAGCUGCCGAGUCGCACCUGCUGGUCCCCGUUGAAGCCCAGCCUCUGCUCUGUUUCCCUGCAGCCUCCACUCGAGGGGGGAGGGCGUAGCCUCCGGCCGGGCCUCUGACCAGGUACAGCUCAGGCUUUAGCUGCUUCCCUCUUCCAGCCAAAUUCUCCCGUAGUGCCAAGUAGAGAAGGUGCCCUUGACUGUGUGUCGGGAUGAGGUUCAGAGCAUUCGGUUCUCAAACAAGCAGGACCCCUUUCUGUCUGCCCUGCACGCGGCAGCGACCCCUGUGCCGAGCCCUGCGGUGACCUGCUCCCAGGGCUGCCGUUGGGGACACGUUCGAUGGAAGGAUUGGCAGUCUGUGGAUGUCUGCACGGUUAGCCUUCGUGGGUUUUUUUUAAUUGCUUACAUACCCAGCAGUUGUCUCGUUUUAAAAUUUCUGUAGUUUCUCAAGGUAAUGUUCUUAGUGUCUUAAAGUUUACAUAAGGAUUCCUGGUCUGAUGCUAAUGAAAGUUCAUGAAUGGUACGGGGCAGGGGGCGGAGAGCAAGCAAAUGCCUUACAUAGUGUUUUGAUCCAAAGCAGUGAAUGAAAUAUGACUUGCCCUUUUCUUCAUAUUUAAAUAUCCUGUCAUGAAUGUGCUGGACGUGAAAUGCUCUGGCCAAGCAGCAGCUGAAAAUGGCAGAGGGCUUGAUAAGGGAGCUUUCUAGAGAAACCUGGCCUCGCCAGGGUGUUCUGUGCUUUUACCUCUCAGACUCUGCCGUCCUGUCCCAGGACUCGGGUCCUCCCUGCAGGGGAGCGCUGUGGUGACCGCCACAGACCUCCUUCCUUGGCCCUCCUGCCUCUUCCCAUCCGCCCCAGACGGGCAUUUGUGGGAGGUUGUGCUUAUUCGGAAGUUGCCAAGGGCAGGAUUUCGUGUCCAGCGCUCGAGAAGGCGCUGAGACUCCUGCUCGCUCUCGGUGGCGCUCUGAAAGGUGCGGCGCGCACACGCUUGUGUCGCUAUUGCUUAUGGACUUCUAGCUUUACCGAGGUACAUUUGGAAUGUUCUAGGGCUGCUUCUAAGAAUAGGUAGCCGGUUUUUUUUAGUUCACAUUUGAUCUCUCCCCGCCCCUUAAGGACAUGCCAGCGCACCCCUGAAGCGGCUGCGUGCUGACCAGUGUGAUCAUCCCAGACUCCCGGGACUCUGGAGGGGCCUGCCCGGUAGGCUGCGGGCUGUCAGACCGGGAGGAGAGAGGCAGGUGCCCGAGGCUGGCAGCUGUUUGGAAAGUCCAACGGCUUUUCUCUGUUUCUUGAAAAUUGUUGACUAAAACGGUGAUCUCUGUCACGUUACUGUAGAGCCGUGUUCUCAGGUGUUCGCUUGGCUAGAAGGUCCUUGAAAGAUGGGUGAGCGCGAUGGAUCACGCAGCCUUUCCAAGACCAUGGCUUUUGGUCCGUCUGCUGCCCAGUGUGAGAGCGGGGCUUCCCCAGGAGCGAGCCAGGGACCGUCCGGACCGGUCCUGAGCCCUCCUGCGUUUCCACCGCCCUUUUACCGGUGGUAGCCUCCGUGUCCCCAUGCCUCGGUGACACAAGAGCCCCAGAGGCGCUGCGGUGCGAGCGGUCGUGGCGCACAGGUCAUCACGCACGAGUCGUCCCGCAGCCAGGGCUUCUUGCCGGCGAGAACGUGGUGUCUCAGUUCACAGAAUAGGCCCCGCUUCAGCGCUGGUGGCUGUCUGAGCGUGUGCACAGUCACCUCAGGACUCGCUGCUGCAGAGUCUGUGUGCAAAGUUUGCCAAAACCGUUUAACUCUAGUGAAGGCGAAGGUCAAGUUCCCAGUAAAAGAGGAAACUCCGUCUCAUUUAAGUUCUGUUGAAGACCUGCGUGGACCGCGCCCAGUGCCCGUCGAUGCGGCAGCCCCCUGGCCCCCUCACCCCCUCCUGACUUCCACCAGUGUCAGAACGCCCCAUCGAUGAUGGUAUUGUUCUGUGCGUUUGUGAUUUUUCCUUCCCGAUGUGCCGCCUCAGAUGCCUCCACAUUCUUUACAAGUAAAAUCGCGGCCACAUCCUGAGGCCGCAGGUUACACCUGUGUUUAACGGCAGGCUCGAGUAGACGGGGGAGGUGAGGCCCGGUCUGAAGGCUUUAGUUCAGCUUUUUAAAAACCAUCUGAAGGAGUCUCAACCUGUAUCCUGACACCGAGGUCCUUGUGAAAUACCACUCUGUGAAGAAGGGAAGAGAGUUCGUACCAAACUGACAGGGCGCUGCCAGUUUCCGCUCAGAGUAGCGUCCAGUGUUUUUGGUGCGCUGGCUUUUGAGAGUCUUAAUGGUUAUGAUUUGGAAUAGAAUGUGCCUGAUCCUCUAUUACAUUGUGUUCUUUGAAUCCGAGUGUCUUCUCAUUUGAUUCUUAACCGUGUCACACAAGUGUCCUCACCGGCCUCAAAGAACUGCAGAGCUUACAGAGUUGCCUUAUAAAUCAAAGAACACCCAACAUCUGGACCUUGAUUUUUAUAGGGAAAGGGUUUUGUCAAAUGUUUUCUAAGAGCCACAUAAGUUAAGGCUUGCCUCCGCCACUUAAAUAUUAUUUUUUCAUAACCUGAAUCCUUGCUUUCUGCCAAAUAGUGUAUGAAUUCAAAGUGUCCACGUGAGUAUUCCCGCCUGGAAAAGGCGCUUUGGUUAAGAGAGUGGCUUUGGUUAAGAGAGACUUGAUCUCGCAGGUGGGGUGUCUAGGGAGCCCCCCCCCCGUCACCCACUGGCGGGGGCCGGCUCAAAGCAGGAGGAAGUAGGAGGCGCGGGUGCCAGAAAUGACUCGGAAUGUCGAUUCGGAUGCAACAGAAAUCAUGUGCCCCCCCCCUUUUUUUUGGUAAGAGAAUGAAUAAAUCUUAACCUCCAGCGUAUACCCAAAUACUUGUAUUUAUGCUUUUGAUAAGAUGUAUUUUCAGCAUUAGUCCACAUAACCGGUUAUGCCUUAUUUAUGUGAAGAAGAAAGCUACCAAGUUCUGUUCUGUUCUGUUCUGAGAUCCCAGUCACUCUCUGAGAAGGCCUCAAAUUGGUGCUUUCAUUAUGUAAUGAUACAUUUGGACAAAACCCCAAACCAAGCCAUUUGAAACAAGGUUUUCUCCGUUGCAAUUUGUAGCAAUGCCGUUCCUGCAUCUGUAAUGAGAAGCCUAAAUAUCAGUGUUCACUCUGAAUUUCUUGUCUGAAUCCAUGAAAUCUUGUCUGUAAAGCUCAGUCAAACAUUUGUAACAAACUGCCCAAUAAAUCUAGAGAAAGACGCUCUGCCAGCCUUUUUACUGCCUUUGGUUUUAUUUAAGGAAUCGAGCAGAAGCUUUGCCAUGUCUUUUUCAGUUCCAAGGGUGACUUGGCCCAGGGGUCACUUUGUGUCGCCCUCCUGUCAUUUCACCGUGCGCGGUUCCGUUGUGCUGCUGCCUCAGGAGGGACUGAUUUUCCUGUCGUGACAGGAUACGGGCUGGCCUUCCGGCCGGGUGAACACGAGGAAGGGGGGACGGAUGAGACCCGGGGCGGGUGGCCCGAGGCUCCAAACACGGCAAACGGUAUGAUGCACACCCAUUAUUUCAGGUACGAGGUUAGGGCUUGAUGAAUUUAUACUAGGGAGUGAAGUGUGAGUCUCAGCCUGAACGCUUGAAGCGGGUGGGACUCUGGCCCUUCCAAGUCCCAUUGAGGCGAUGUUAGCGUUAGGCCGGUGAGUGAUUACCGACAUCACGGGAAGUACCGUGCUGGCCCCGGCCUCGUUCUUGCGUCUUUCCUUGGAUGCGCAGACGGCAUCGAAGCAGAUGUGUGCAUCCUUGUGGCACCCAGGUCUAAGCCAUCUGACCCCGAAUGCCAGAGCUCACAGGGAACCAAAAUAGUUAAGGGUUGGGCAGCGUUUUCUGGGUUGCUGGGAGGUUCGGGACUCUCCAAAUUGAUAAUAAAAAUUUCCCGAUGGAUGGAAGUAUUCAAGGACCCACUGUGCAUGAAGUUUCAGUCUGUGGAUGUCAUGAGAGAAAUACACCCCUUCCUUGGUAUCUGACUUGGGUUUUUAUUCCAAAAGCUUGUAUAUGACGUUUCUUGCCAUAAGUGAUACAUUUGUCCUCAGUUACGCCUGUUCGAUGGGACCAAGGGGGAAACACGGGGAGCGGGAAGGGGUUAAUUCUUGGCAAAGUAUAUGUAACAAUGCAACCAACUAUACCAUUUACCCUCUCCUUACCUCUUACUUGAAGGCAGAAUGGCAAAAUGUAUUAAGUGGCUUUUCUGUACUAUUCUCCCGUGAUGAGGGCUCAUUGACCACAGAAGCCUUAUCAAAAAGUAUAUUUUGUAACAACCUCACAGAUCCUGUACCCAACGAAACAUGAUUUGUAUUAGCUUUGUAUAAAAGUAUUUGUGGCUUAGGACUUUUUAUACAUAUGAUAUCUUUUUAUAACUUUCCAGGAACUAAUAAGCACGUUAUCUGAUGCUGUUGUAAAUUUUUUUCUGUCCGUGCUUUAGUUCAAAGAUCGGCAAUAAAUUAUUUCUAAAGGA
Suricata suricatta (meerkat) is the source of this 5487-nucleotide messenger RNA. Its product is annotated as guanine nucleotide-binding protein subunit alpha-13. Gene Ontology annotation, biological process: Rho protein signal transduction; proteolysis; adenylate cyclase-activating G protein-coupled receptor signaling pathway. The record is from RefSeq and is a predicted model, not a curated record. The transcript has 3 exons. Gene Ontology annotation, molecular function: metallopeptidase activity; G-protein beta/gamma-subunit complex binding; D5 dopamine receptor binding. NCBI's taxonomy places the organism in Eukaryota, Metazoa, Chordata, Mammalia, Carnivora, Herpestidae. Gene Ontology annotation, cellular component: heterotrimeric G-protein complex; brush border membrane. The coding region runs from base 3 to 851 and encodes 282 amino acids.